GCUUUAUCAAAUUGAAAAUAACGAGGCUCAUAACAUAUCCAUACAUUCGGUCGGAGAGAAACCCACGGGCCUCUUCCCUGGAAGUAAGACAACUUUCCUCGAUAUUUAUGGCGAGAUUGCAGUGGACUUCGAUUUCGGUCUCCCAGAAGUUUCUCAGUCACCCCAAUACUUUGAUGUGGCACGCGAAAAAUCUUUGAUAAAGAGUUUCAAUAAAAAUAAAGACGAAACCUUUAUGAUUAAUGUUCAAACACAAACUGGCAACAAAAUAGUACCAAAAUCCCAUGUAGAGAAGGAACAAAAUGGAAAGGAAUGGCAUAACCUCAUUUGGCCGGUAUAUAUCCUCACAGGAAAUAUGUCUGUUUUUUCAUUGAAUAUAGACUUGAAAAAGAGAUGGAAACCAAUGCUGAAAGGUCCUUUACCAAUGUCCUCUUUCGAAAGUGAACAGGGUGAGGCUUGCUCGUUAAUUUGUCUGAACACUGUUCCUGAAAUCAUUUGUAUAGCCAUGUCGAACGGUAUUCUCUGCCAUUCUAUAUUAUUGGACCUAGAAGAAGAAACUUACGAAGAGCUUGAACAAAAUUCGAAAUCCAUUUCGAAUAUUCCCAACAAGGAACUCAUAGCUUUUGAGUCUGUGGAACUUGAGAUGGGUUUAGUAACUACUGGAGAUGACAGCAGCCUUAAAUACAAGUGUCAGAUAUUCCUUCACAAAGAUGAGUCUAAAACCGACAGAUAUUAUGCUACACAUGCUGCUGGAAUUCACUCAGUGUCCAUUUCUUGUAUUGAUGAUUUGCAAAAUUUUGUGCAGGGGCCAGAAGAGUUGGAUCCCACCUCUGAUAUCUUCGUACGCCCGACCAAAGCUGAGUAUACAGUUUGCACCAAAACGGCUACUUCUCAGAAAGUGAACCCAGUAAUAGGUUUCGGCCUUUACUAUGAACCUACUGCCAUCAUUACCCUUUUGGCUGAAGGAAGUCUUGUUACACUUGGUGUACUAUAUGCUGCUGAUCUGCCUAAAAUUAGUGACACGGAUGAUUAUUGUGAUGGUGCGAGGCAAGCCUCUCCUCUCAAAAAGAUGUUACAGGAGCCAUUCGAUGCAUACAUUCAAAAGAUUCUGAAGAAAACUCCUACUCAACCAGUACUUAAGCUACCUUCUUCAGGUGAACAUACCCAAGAACAGUGUUAUGAGCUCCUUCAGCGGGCUGCUCAAGUUUUCAGAGAAGAAUAUUUCAAGAAUCAUAUCAAAGCAAGAGAAGAACUCGAGAAAAGGGUACAUACUCUUUCCUUAAUGAAGAGGAAUCAACUUAAGGAAAUUGAAAUAAUGAAUGAAGAACGGGAAAUUUUACAGGAGAAGGCCAGUAAUUUGGCGGAAAAAUAUGAAGAUAUUAAAGAUAAGCAAGAUGAACUGCUGAAAAGGUGCGAAAAUUUACUGAUGUUAGUUUCAAGAAAAAGAAGUGAGCCAUCAGAUUCAGAAAGAGAUUUUCUUAAUGAAUUACAGGAAGUCAAUGAGAAGAUCUUAGUCUAUAGAAACAAAAUUGAUAAGAUCAAGAACAAAAUGAAGUAUCAGGAGAUCCAGAUAGAGAACUGGAAAGCUCAAGAAGUUAAAAAAGUUGCAGCAAUCAAUGAGACUCAUACCAAUACUAUAAGAACCAAUCUUCAAGAAACGGGAACAAAAAUCACAGACAUGGUUCAGCAAGUCAAGGAGUUCAAGUCGUCACUCAAUUUGAAAUAAUCCAGUGUUUUUUAUAAUUUUUGUAUGUUUUUAUGAUUUUCUGUUGUAUUCAAUAAAGAAGUCGAUGUGUACAUCAUAUA
Messenger RNA from Leptinotarsa decemlineata (Colorado potato beetle), 1803 nucleotides. It is a transcript of the gene mbo, whose product is annotated as Nuclear pore complex protein Nup88. Gene Ontology annotation, molecular function: structural constituent of nuclear pore. Gene Ontology annotation, biological process: protein import into nucleus; ribosomal small subunit export from nucleus; mRNA export from nucleus. Gene Ontology annotation, cellular component: nuclear pore. NCBI's taxonomy places the organism in Eukaryota, Metazoa, Arthropoda, Insecta, Coleoptera, Chrysomelidae. The record is from RefSeq and is a predicted model, not a curated record.